AUGAUUGUCAAAGAACAAAUUGAAGACGAGCAUGUCGAGAACAUGAGGAAACUCUUCCAAAGACUGAGAAAGUUUCAAUUGAGGCUAAACCCAGACAAAUGCACUUUUGGAGUAACAUUUGGGAAGCUGUUGGGCUUCAUUGUUAGCAGAAAAGGCAUUGAGAUCAUAAAUACUUUGAGGUUGUAUGGAGAUCCUGCCUUAGUGAUCUAUCAAAUCCGAAGAGAGUGGGAAAUAAAAGAUACCAAACUGGUGGAAUACAGAAAGCUCAUUCUAGAUCUACUUAAAGAAUUUGAUGAGGUCACUUUCUAUUACAUACCAAGAGAAAAGAAUCAAAUGGCAGAUGAUUUAGCUACCUUGGCAACAAUAUUCAAGACUGGUGGGGAAUCUGACAUGAUGCCAAUCAAUAUGUAA
Molecule: messenger RNA, 411 nt
Organism: Hibiscus syriacus
Lineage: Eukaryota; Viridiplantae; Streptophyta; Magnoliopsida; Malvales; Malvaceae
Exons: 2
Coding region: 1-411 (136 amino acids)
Molecular function (GO): nucleic acid binding; RNA-DNA hybrid ribonuclease activity
Source: RefSeq, a predicted model, not a curated record